Fulvia fulva is the source of this 285-nucleotide messenger RNA. RefSeq lists its product as uncharacterized. NCBI's taxonomy places the organism in Eukaryota, Fungi, Ascomycota, Dothideomycetes, Mycosphaerellales, Mycosphaerellaceae. The transcript is spliced from 2 exons. The record is from RefSeq and is a predicted model, not a curated record. The coding region runs from base 1 to 285 and encodes 94 amino acids.
AUGGCCAACCGCGCGGGACCGCCGCGUGCUGGCACUGCGACUGCGCCCCAGAGGACGGACUUCAUGCCAGCGUUCAUUCGCAUGGCAGUGAUGGCAAGCAUCUUCUACGUCGGAAGGGCCACACCUGACUGCUAUUGGCACUUUGCGCCACUCAUCGGCGUCAUUCCGCCAGAAGAGUAUCUGCAGUGGAUGGGAUGGCAGAUGGGUCCGCCGCGAGUCUGGAGAAGACACCGCAGCUCAUUCGCCUCCUCACCCCAAACCUCGAUACCUCGACACCUUUCCUGA